Messenger RNA from Monodelphis domestica (gray short-tailed opossum), 2302 nucleotides. Lineage: Eukaryota; Metazoa; Chordata; Mammalia; Didelphimorphia; Didelphidae. The record is from RefSeq and is a predicted model, not a curated record.
GGGGUGAGUCCUCGCUAGUGUGCAGGGUCUCUGCCAGGUGCAUCUGCUCCACCGGUCCUGGGACCUUGGACCAGAGCUAGGAAAAGACAGGGAAGGAAGGGAACUAUGCGGGUGGCGCCGGGAUGGCUCACUGGUCUCUUUCUCAGGGGUCGCCGGACGCUGAGCCUCGUGCCUUGGGCCCCGCGGGGCUUGCCCCCUCCAGUCGGAGCCCGGGGCAAGAAUGGAGUGGCGGAAGAGGACGAGCUAGAUAGACCCAUCCUCUUUUCCUCCAGCAAGGCGAAUCCUCGCCGCUGGACUGUGGAGCACUCCCUGGGCAGCGAUCGUCGUCGACCCUGGUGGAAGGUCGUACCCUUGAGCUUCUCUCUUAUGGUGCUGAUCUCUUGGUGCUUCUUGAGGAAGGAGACGGACCUCGAUCGGUGGCUGACUGAGAGCUUGGAAGGGGUGUCGCCAGAAGCAGAUGUGGAUUCUAAGCAGCCUGGAAGCCCGGCUGGUCUGGGGAUUAGGACUUAAUUAAAGGCGUUCCAGGGACUACCUCUGGCACUGAAUUCCUGUUUGACUUUUGGCAAGCCACUUCCCCAUUUAGGCCUCGAUUUUCUCUUUUGUAAAAUGAAGGGAUUGGAGUAAGGGAAUUAUCAAAUCCCCAUCAACUCUUUCAGCCACUCGAGGAAGCAAAUACUGACCUAAAUUUUUUAACCUCUUUGUUUUUCUUUUCGGGUUAUCAGCUGUGUUUAGUCUUAAUCCUGGAAUUUCAGCCUAGUGAGACAUGCUCAAUGCUGCCAGAAACAGAAGUGUAUUAGAAUGCAGAAUCAGUGACAGCACCAGACCAUCAGCCGAAGAAAGAAAUUGCAGUUUGACUCACCUAAGUUUCCCAAUUAACCUUUUGAAAGGGUUUCUUAGGCCCUUUAGAAAUGUUGGUAUUAUUCUAGCAAUUAAACAGGUGUUUGGAAAGCUUAGGGGCACAAAGUACAGUGCAGAGUUGCAUUCAUUUGCAUGAACAAAACAAUGUAAAAAUAAAUGUUACUUCUGUAGCAUUGAAAUAAAGUAAUUUGCCUUUGGGUGAUGUUUUUAUGUGCACCCUCUUAAGAAAACAAAGAUGUUUAAGUUCAUUUCAACUGCACUGAUGAGUUUCCUGUAUCUUCUUAGGGAAGAAAUUUAAUUCAGUUCUUAAUUGUGAAAUUCAUUAAAUGUACAGUAAAGGUUCUGCUAACUCUUAAUUUUGGUAAAGCAGUGAUGGAUCAAACAUAAGUACAUAUUAAGCUCUAACUAUAUGCCAGGCAAGUAUAUCUAAGAAGUUUCAAAGAAACAUAGAAUUUGAGGGUUGGAAGUGAUCUGAGGGCCUUUUAUUGCAAACCAUACCUAGAGAGAAAGUUUAUAAGUCUCUGGUUAGGUAGUUAUUAUAAAUAUCUGACAGUGUUUUGAAGUUUGCAAAGUGUAAUAAGGUUCUUGACCCUAUUUAAUCUGCAAAGGUACCCUGUGAAGUAGUGUUAAGUAGUGUGGGUGUUAGCUCCAUCUUAGAGAUGAAGUGUUAUUGUCAGGAACCUGGCAGAUGAAUGGGGGAAAUGGGAACAAAUACCCAUUUAUAUGGUGCCUAUUAGUGUCAGGCACUAUGCUAAGCACUUCUUACAAAUACUACUCAUUUCAUACAAUAACCUGCGCUAGUAUUCCCAUUUUUACAGGCGAGGAAACUUAAGAAAACAGUGGUUAAGAGACUCAUCCAAAGCCACAGCUUAUUAAGUGUCCUAAGUUGGGUCUGAACUCCAUUCUUCCUAACUCUAGGCUCAGGUGUUCUAUUUACUAGACUAGACUAUCAGCUUCCUCUGAAUCAGUUUAUUCCAAGUUGUUUCUUACUGGGGAAAACAUAGCUGAAGUAGUUGUACUUGAUUCUGGAUUAAAAAUUAAUGUUCAAAAGGAACAUUCAAUUUUAAUGUACUUAAAAGGUUUAUUCUUCCCUGUGCAUCUACUGCAAAUAAUAACUAGUAUUUAUAUAGCCCUUUAAAGUUUCCAAAGUGCACUUUACACAUAUCUCAUUUUAGCCUCCUUUCAACCAUAGAAGGGAGGAACUAUUAUCAUCCCUAUUUUACAGAGGAGGAAACGAGGCAGCUGGAUUGUGUUUUGUCCAGGGUCACAUAGCUAGUGAGUGUCUGAGGCUGAUUUGAACUCCGAACGAAUCAACUCUGGGUCCAUUGCUCUCUCUACUAUAUCAUCAGCCACCUCUAGUACAUAAAGAUAUCAUCCAAAGGCAAAUUAUAUACAUAUAGUAAAGAUGCCAGCAUAAAAAAUAAAGGAACAGUAAGUUUCAUUA